Molecule: messenger RNA, 3192 nt
Organism: Trichophyton benhamiae CBS 112371
Lineage: Eukaryota; Fungi; Ascomycota; Eurotiomycetes; Onygenales; Arthrodermataceae
Exons: 3
Coding region: 1-3192 (1063 amino acids)
Biological process (GO): protein quality control for misfolded or incompletely synthesized proteins; protein catabolic process; chaperone-mediated protein complex assembly
Cellular component (GO): mitochondrial matrix
Molecular function (GO): ATP hydrolysis activity; ATP binding; serine-type endopeptidase activity
Source: RefSeq, a predicted model, not a curated record
AUGAGCCUUCCAUUGAGAGCAGCCCUUCGCCGGAGCUCCCAGGAUAUCCGAUACAGGGCUUACAAUCCUCGGUUCAGACAGAUCGCAUUCUCGCAUUCAGAUAUUCAAGCUUCCCGGCUACAACUAUCGCGCGGCCUCUCCUCGACUCCAGCCCGGCGAAAAGAGAAGCCUUCUCCACCGCAACCGAAGAAAGACGAGGCGGAAACUGAGCGCGAAGAGAAGAUUAAGCCGGAGGAACCGACAGAAGGGAAGAAUAAGUCAGAUGAACCGAGCCCAAUCCCGCCUUCAGAAGGCAAGUCGGACUCGAGACCAAGCCAGGGAGCUGGAGCUGGAGCUGGAGCUGGAGGUAGCUCGGGUAGCGGAGGCAGUGAUGGAGGAAGGAGAGGAAGAAAGGGCUCUUCUGAAAAGGCUCUCCAGAAGCCAACUAUACCGGAUGUAUAUCCUCAAGUGAUGGCGAUCCCGAUUGCUCGACGACCUCUGUUUCCCGGAUUUUAUAAAGCCAUCACGAUCAAAGAUCCGAACGUUGUGGCUGCCAUACAAGAGAUGAUGAAGCGAGGGCAACCCUACGUGGGAGCUUUCUUGUUCAAGGAUGAAGCAGCGGAUAAGGACGUCAUUGACAACAUAGACGAGGUUCAUGAUGUUGGUGUAUUUGCACAAAUUACGAGUGCUUUCCCCGUCCACGGAGAUGAGAGUGGCCUUACAGCUGUCUUGUAUCCCCACCGAAGGAUUAAGAUGACCUCUAUUCUCCCGUCUCGUGAUAGCUUAGUGAAAGAGGCUGGUAGCCAGGAAGCAUCGAAAGACUCAUCAGCCGAGAAGCAAGGCGACGUUGUGGCAAGUUUUGAAGAGGGAGCUGCUGAGCAAGCUACAAAGGAAACAGCCCUAUAUGAACCAUCGGCCUUCUUGCGAAAAUAUCCUGUGAGCAUAGUAAAUGUGGACAACCUGGUCGAAGAGCCCAUGGACAAAAAGAGUCCAGUCAUACGUGCGGUGACUAGUGAGAUAGUCAACGUAUUCAAGGACGUUGCAAACCUAAACCCCCUAUUUCGCGAUCAAAUCUCGACCUUUUCCAUGAGUCAGUCGGCUGGAAAUGUGAUAGAAGAGCCUGCUAAACUAGCGGACUUCGCCGCUGCCGUUUCUGCUGGUGAAAUUAAAGAGUUACAGGACGUCCUAGAAACGAUGAAUGUCGAGGAGCGCCUGUCCAAAGCUUUGGUUGUUUUGAAAAAAGAAUUGAUGAACGCCCAACUUCAGUCUAAGAUCUCAAAGGAUGUCGAAGCCAAGAUACAAAAACGCCAACGGGAAUACUGGCUAAUGGAGCAAAUGAAAGGUAUUCGGCGGGAACUUGGUAUCGAGUCUGAUGGGAAGGACAAGCUUGUGGAGAAGUUCAAGGAGAAAGCCGAGAAGCUCGCCAUGCCUGAUGUUGUGCGGAAAGUGUUUGAUGAAGAGUUGAAUAAACUCGCACACCUGGAACCUGCUGCGUCAGAGUUUAAUGUCACCAGAAACUAUCUAGACUGGAUAACACAGAUACCAUGGGGGAAACGAAGCGAGGAGAAUUUCGGUAUUAAGAAUGCCAUGAAAGUCCUGGACGAAGACCAUUAUGGGCUAAAGGACGUCAAAGACCGAAUUCUCGAAUUCAUUGCUGUCGGAAAAUUGCGCGGAACAGUCGAAGGAAAAAUCCUUUGUUUUGUUGGGCCCCCUGGUGUUGGAAAGACGAGUAUUGGAAAGUCAAUAGCUCGAGCCCUGAACCGAGAAUACUAUCGAUUCAGUGUUGGUGGCUUGACUGAUGUGGCUGAGAUCAAGGGCCACCGUAGGACCUACGUUGGAGCUCUUCCCGGUCGGAUUAUCCAAGCUCUCAAAAAAUGUCAAACAGAAAACCCCCUGAUACUCAUUGAUGAAGUCGAUAAAAUCGGAAGAGGACACCAGGGAGACCCAGCAUCAGCGCUGCUCGAGCUGCUUGACCCGGAACAAAAUUCAUCUUUCCUCGAUCACUAUAUGGAUAUUCCCGUGGAUCUCUCUAAGGUUCUUUUCGUUUGUACUGCCAACAUGACAGACACCAUUCCACGUCCCUUGCUAGACCGAAUGGAGCUGAUUGAACUCUCCGGCUAUGUUGCCGAUGAGAAGAUGGCCAUUGCAGAGCGAUACCUUGCCCCGGCAGCCAAAGAGGUCAGCGGUUUAAAGGACGUGGAUGUGAUCCUUGAAAAGGAAGGCAUUGAGGAGCUAAUAAAAUCAUACUGCCGUGAAAGUGGUGUGCGCAAUCUCAAGAAGCAGAUUGAGAAAGUAUACAGGAAAGCGGCAUUGAAAAUUAUCCAACGUCUACCAGAAGAAGAACCUUCAGAGGAAAGUAAAGUUAGAGAAGAAGUGCGGGCAGAACAAGAAAAUGCUGCGAAGCGGGAAGCGGAUGCUGCAACGGAGUCUACUGAGCAACCCCGGGAGGCUCCAAGGCUAGAAGCUGUUCAAGUUCCACCAGAUGUCCACGUCUCCAUUGGGAAGGACAACCUGAAGGAUUACGUUGGACCACCUGUUUUCACUUCGGAUAGACUCUAUGAUACCACUCCUCCAGGUGUUGCAAUGGGACUGGCAUGGACAAGCAUGGGCGGUGCUGCAUUAUACGUGGAAUCGAUUUUGCAAUCUGCGCUAACAUCAACAUCCCGACCCGGCUUUGAACAAACUGGUAACUUGAUGAGCGUCAUGAAGGAAUCUACGGUGAUUGCAUACUCUUUCGCGAAAUCUCUUAUGGCGAAAGAGUUCCCAGAUAAUAGAUUUUUUGACAAGGCGAGGCUUCAUUUGCAUUGCCCCGAGGGCGCUGUUCAGAAAGAUGGUCCUUCUGCUGGUAUUACCAUGGCAACUGCUCUUCUUUCGCUUGCCCUUAACAGGCCCGUUGAUCCUACUAUUGCCAUGACCGGUGAACUUACUGUGACCGGGAAGGUCUUGCGGAUAGGCGGUCUCCGUGAGAAGACCGUGGCUGCUCGUCGGGCAGGAGCUAAAACUAUUAUAUUCCCAGCAGACAAUAUGUCUGAUUGGCUAGAACUCCCUCAGAACAUCAAGGAGGGAAUAGAAGGUCACGCUGCCAGCUGGUACUCAGAAGUAUUCGAUAUAGUGUUUGGUAGUGUUGACCGACACGCUAUUAACCAGCUUUGGACCAAAGAGCUUAGCGAACCGGAGAAGGCCGACAAGACGACUCGGGAAGAUGAAGACUAA